AUGGCUUCUUUGCUUGUUGAUGCGUCUCAGGAAGAAUCACAAUGGGCUUGCAUCUCAGAGCUAGCCUCGCAGUUGGCCUCUGUGAUGAAUAUCGGAGGUGAUAAUAGUUUCCUUGUUUCGAAGCCUUAUUAUACAUGUCUUCUGCGUGAUCCUCAACGUUAUACAUUCUCGGACCAGCUGAUCCAGGCCCUGCUACAACAUGUGUCUAAGGUCGAUAAUUGCAAGAUACACCAACUACUGUCCUUCCUGAAACGGCAUUCAAAGCGAAUACUUCAGGGGCUUGAUCGCUCUUCGCUGCGUUGCCUGGCAUACUUACUGCUCAAUUCAGACGACGAGGAAACCAAAUUGAAGAAUGGAAUCUAUCUGCUGCUGGAUGAACCGCAAUCCAUGAAGGACUCGGGACAUAUGGUAUACCAAGUAGCAAGCCCAAGGAUUGGGGACAAUUCCCGCUUGCUUCAAGAGAGAAUACUGAGCAAACUAUACUUAAUAUAUUCCACCGAAGGGCAGGCUACUUGGCUACGGAAAUUGGCCGGCAAAAUGUUUCUGGAGAUACUUUCGGAGCCAGAGCAUAAUCAUGCUUCCCUCAUUACAUCCCAAGAGGUGGACAUGUCACGACUCUCGUACAUCAUACUCAAUGGCAAUUGUGCCUUGAAACUGCUCGCAGCAAUCAUGAUUCAUGCGCUACAUAACUUGGGAGUGAGCGACGAAAUUCUCUGGCCGCCAGACAAUAGCACGGAUAGAGUCAGGUUCUUUGAUACUAUGCCGUCAUAUAAAGAUGAUCCGCUGCAGCACUUUCAAAUCUUCUUCGAUACGGUUGUCCUAUCAGAUGCGGCAAUGCCAUCGAAAUCGAUAGACUUAAGUACGACGUCCCAGCUUCGACGAUGCUUUCUCCUUCACGCAGUAGGCAUCGACACGACGCUCCUGCUUGAAGGAAUCGUUCUCGCCAUGAUCGGUGAUGGAUGCUUGACGUUCGUGAGCUAUCGACAGGACACAGCGAGAAUGUGCCUAGAAUACGUUGACGUCUACACUCAGAGCAUUUGUCUACCAGUGCGCUCGGUUACGGACAAAACUAAGACAUAUCGUCUAAUAUUAGACCUUUCUCAGCAUAGACUAAUCGUGAAAAGCGGCAAACGCCUAUGCUUCGGGGGCCAAACUUUGAGCAUAUUGUCCGAUGAAGAUCCUUGCGAUUUGCAAAUGACCAUCGAGGAGUUCUGUCAGAAUGACCGAACCUCUGUAGAUACAGAUAGUGUAUUCCGGAGGUCUUCUUCAAUGGUGGUGGAACUGGAUACAGGCGAUGAAGUCGCAAGGAAAUCUUCUGGAAUUCCAUCCAACAAUAUACAGGGGCAGGAGGGACCCUGCACAGGUUUCGUUUCGAUACAAAAGUCUCGGCAAGUGCUGGAGAAACACCCAGAAGUGCUCGAGGAAGGGAAUACUAAUAAUGAGGACCUGGCACAUGUUCUUUCAAAGCGUAACAGCUCUCAGGAUUAUCAGCGGGCACAUUACACGGGUGAACCUCCCAUGCCCACAUCAAACCCACCAAUGACCAGAGUACCGGAGAAACCAAACGGCAGAUUUGCACCAAAACCAGAUACUGAAAGAAGAAGGACAGGUCGCUUGCGGAGUGGGAAUAGAGGAAAAAACCAUCUAUAUAAUACUCAAGAGUCUAUGGUCAUAUAUACGCGACAUCCCAAACAGAAGGUAUAUACAGCCAGCUCCAAAGCUGCUGUUGACUGGGACGAGGAUCUCCGACCUAGCGAUAAUGAAGCGAGACCACCUUUCAAAGAUGCAGACAUAACUUCAAUUUCAUCCCCCAUGCCUGGUGAGACGUCUCUUACCGGCAGUCAUUUGGCAAUUCCUGGCAAAAAGAGAGCAGCCAAAGGAAGAAAACUAGCCACAAAGCGCAAGAAUAAAUCAUCUCGUACUACAAAAAAGAUCGGAAACAUUACCAAUACAUCGACAGCAGCGUUACCACUUGCAGAAGAUGCCGACAACCGCAACCGAAAGUCACAACACAUACCAGGAUCAGAUGAUGACAUAAAUAAGCUGAUACUUUGUUCCAGCAACGGCAGCUCUGAAAGCAUUGACGAGGAGAAAAAUGGAGCAGGUGCCACGGCCAAAUGUGCCGAGCUCUACCCAGAUAAUGACUUCGUUAGAUAUGACUCUGCUACACCACAACACGAAGAGAACCGCACUAGAUCACCUCGAAUUCAAGCCUGUAGGGAAAAUGAAAGUUUUCUAAGCCACCAGCAUCAGCUAUCUACAAGUGAGAUGGGUGAUAACGACCAUCAAAUCAAUUCUCCAGAGAGCCAUCCGACCCCACAAGGACUCCAGGGCAGGGGCCGUGCAGUUGGGAACAAGCUAUCUGCAGCUUUCCAGCAAGGAGACCCUUCAUCAGACACCGGCGGACAUAAAGAAAACAGCUCAGAGCAUAUACAGACCCAAAACAAGCCGAGAAACGAAAACGGACUCGUUUUGUCAGACAUAUUAUAUGCUUCCUUGGGAGAGAGCGGUGUACAGGAGAAGUUCGAGCUCACGGAGUCUAUCGUAAAAAGAUAUGCCAUCAAUGAUAAGUUGCCCUUAAGUGAACCAAAAGAGCAAUUCACGGGCAGGUUUGAGGAUGACAUUUAUGCAGAAGGUUCUGUCGUAAGGCACAUGAGCAGGAGCAGUUCUUUCAAUAUCGACAACGAGGAGCAAAAAAGGGGGUCUCAGUCAGCUGGCUCCGCUGUAUCAAGUCCAUUGUGUGCAGAGGAGGAUCGUGCCGAUGCAGAAGUUCCCUCUGAAGUUUGCCCUGGAAGCCUCGGGGCCGCGCAGAAUAUUUGCAGUUCUGACAUGCAUGAGAACACAUCUGAGGGCAUAAGAAGCCCGCGGACUAGGCCAGAGAAGAGAAGGAUAGCUGCGCUCAGUUCGGACGACAUGCAAGAUGACCCACCUACAAGGGACCAAGCCUCGGAAAAUGCUUUCAAGGAAGAAUCCAGGCGGCUGGUUCGCAAAGACCACUUGUAUCCCACGAAGCGAUUGAAAGUCACCCCCAGAUCAACCUUCGUUGAUUCUGAUGGAAGCCCCCGCCUUCUGUACCGCACUAAAAGUGGAUGCAUCGUUGACAGGACCGACGUGGACGAAACAUAUCCACAUAUGUCAGGCACGAAAUAUAGGUCCUCCACCAGUGAGCACGUUCGGGAGAUCCUGAGAGGUGGAGAAUUUGGUGCACAAGAUGACGAUCUAUCUGCUUCAUGCGAGCGAAACGUAAUUCUAGGAUCAAAGCAUUCCGGGGCCUGUACGAACAGAGAAAAGGAAGUACUGACUUUCCAGGAUCGUCUAAUGGCAUGUGCAGGCAAACCAACAUCAAGCAAGACCCCGCUUAGAAAUCCCGCACGAUCAAGUCCUGAUGCACAUUUAACAUUGGGAUGCGAUAACAAGCCUCAUGCGACAUGCAACUCCCUACCUCGGGCGACAUUAGUCCCAGACCAAUUAUCGGCGCAGCCAGGUUUGCCCAAGUCGGAUAAUAUCGCAGAUGGUGUCCUGGAGCACACCAGCUGGCAAUCCUCCCUACAGGCGCUUCACAAAAGAGCGCAAGGCAUGCUUCUUGCGACCAGCGAGCAUAUAAUACAAGAGAUUGAGAGCGAGAAAAAGACCAUCAACGAAGUUUUGGAGAUGUAUCGGCGAGAUUGUCACCGGGUGCUGGAUCAGCUCUUCGAAGCCCAAGAAGAACGAAUAAGACUGUGCCAGCAACAAAUGAACUCCAUUCGCGAACACCAUACCGAAGUAUGCCAGGAGUUGAUGCAGCGUCUAGAGCGGGAUGAGAAGCAGCUUCAGGAUCGCAUGCAGUUGAGAAAAUGAACUGAAGCUUGGCCUCAUCGUCUCAUCAUUUCAGCUUUUGAUGCUCCGGCUUCAAUGACGAGAUUUCCGGUCCGGGCUGAUUCGGAUCCGGAUAAUAUACACUUCAACUGAAGUUUGUCUCAUCUUUGCUCGGGCGAAGGCUCUGUACUUAUUUCUUACAGCCACGGCUAGUCGUAUCUGCAUGAAUUCGUAUUCUGCAACACUCAAGGGGCGAAAUCCAGAACCAGAGAGAGAUUAGUGCCAACGUAGCCUCCGUGCCAGGAUGAUCCGAAACUAUAUACAAAGUUUCCGCCCCCAUUCCAGGUCGUAAUGGCAGCUCCAGGGGCGUCAACUAUUGCUAAGGCUGACUGACCAUCCGACGCCGGACCAUGCCCCGAGCAUGUGGUACGGGA
Aspergillus eucalypticola CBS 122712 is the source of this 4229-nucleotide messenger RNA. RefSeq lists its product as uncharacterized. The record is from RefSeq and is a predicted model, not a curated record. Lineage: Eukaryota; Fungi; Ascomycota; Eurotiomycetes; Eurotiales; Aspergillaceae. Bases 1 to 3837 code for a protein of 1278 amino acids. The transcript has 5 exons.